Lolium perenne is the source of this 2513-nucleotide messenger RNA. Its product is annotated as inorganic pyrophosphatase TTM1. Gene Ontology annotation, molecular function: kinase activity; ATP binding. Lineage: Eukaryota; Viridiplantae; Streptophyta; Magnoliopsida; Poales; Poaceae. The record is from RefSeq and is a predicted model, not a curated record.
GGCCCAAAAUACCCAUCGUGCCCCAGUAGCAAAAUACUCCACCCUUGUUAAGCCGCUGCUCGAUCGAAGCCAAGAACGGCGCCUGAACAAAGAGAACAGGGGACCUCGCCGCCCAAAUCGCCGGCGACCGGAGACCUUCUCCGCCGCCGCCGCCUCCCCCGUGGUUAGGUUGUUCUCUUCGAGGCUUCCUUUGAAUGGAGCGGAGCGACUCCAUGGCCGAGUCACCGAGGAGGCGGAACGGCCUCCUGCGGGACCAGGUUCAGCUGGUGAAGAGGAAGGACACGAACCGCUAUGAGAUCGUCCCCUUUCCAGAGCAAUUGUCUUUUGAGAAGGGCUUCUUUGUCAUGAUCCGCGCCAUCCAGCUUCUGGUGCAGAACAAUGAAGGGAUCAUUUUUGUGGGAGUUGCUGGCCCCUCUGGCGCUGGGAAGACCGUGUUUACUGAGAAGGUGCUCAAUUUCAUGCCCAGUGUUGCUGUCAUAUCAAUGGACAACUACAAUGAUGCGAGCCGCAUAGUUGAUGGCAAUUUUGAUGAUCCACGUCUAACAGAUUAUGACACACUGUUGGAAAAUGUUCAUGGUCUGAAGGAAGGAAGGUCUGUUCAGGUUCCAAUAUAUGAUUUCAAGACAAGCUGCCGGACUGGAUACAGAACAGUUGAUGUCCCUAGCUCCAGGAUUGUUAUUAUCGAAGGUAUAUAUGCUCUGAGUGAUAAGUUACGGCCAAUAUUGGAUCUGCGUGUUUCUGUCACUGGUGGUGUUCACUUUGACCUGGUGAAGAGGGUCUUAAGGGACAUACAACGAGCUGGCCAGGAGCCUGAGGAAAUAAUUCAUCAGAUCUCUGAAACGGUUUAUCCAAUGUACAAGGCUUUCAUUGAGCCAGAUUUGAAGACAGCGCACAUAAGAAUCAUCAAUAAGUUCAACCCUUUCUCAGGGUUCCAAAAUCCUAUGUACAUUCUGAAGUCGCCACGGUCUCUAACACCUGAUCAAAUCAAAGCCGCUCUUGGUGAAGAUCAAACAGAAAGCAAUGAAGAAACUUAUGAUAUAUAUUUACUUCCGCCAGGUGAAGAUCCAGAAGCAUGCCAAUCUUAUUUGAGAAUGAGGAAUAGGGAAGGGAAAUACAAUCUGAUGUUUGAGGAGUGGGUGACUGAUAAUCCUUUUAUCAUAUCACCAAGGAUUACUUUUGAAGUCAGUGUACGUCUUCUUGGUGGUUUGAUGGCGUUGGGCUAUACUAUAGCAGCUAUACUGAAGAGAAGCAGUCGUGUGUUUUCUGAUGGCAAGGCUACUGUUAAAAUUGAUUGGCUGGAGCAACUUAGCCGAAGGUAUAUACAGGUGCAAGGUAGAGAUAGACUUUAUGUCAAAUCUGUAGCGGAGCAGUUAGGUUUGGAUGGUUCUUAUAUCCCACGCACGUAUAUUGAACAAAUCCAACUGGAGAAACUGAUGAACGAUGUUAUGGCCUUACCAGAUGAUUUGAAGACAAAGCUCAGCAUUGACGAUGAGCUGGUUUCAAGUCCAAAAGAAGCUUUUUCUCGGGCUUCUGCUGAUAGGAGAAACAAACUUAUGAAAAGUGGGCUGUCUCAUUCAUAUUCAACACACGGAGAUAAAAGUAUGGUGAAAUUGGAUAAGCUGACGGAUUCCAAUAGAAGGUUUGGCAGUCGGCGAACCCCUGAACCUCCUGCUAUCAACCAGGGUGCAAUUGAGCAGCUGUCAGAACAGAUAUCAACAUUGAACGAGAGGAUGGAUGAGUUUACCUGUCGAGUUGAAGAUCUCAACUCAAAAUUUACAUUAAUAAAAUCUUCACCAAGUCAGCAAAACUUAGCUCUUCCAAGUGAAACUCGUAAUGGUUCUGCACCUACAAAUCUCUUUGUUUCUCAGUUGGGUAAUGGUACUCUUAUACCUCAUUCGUCAUCAUCAAACCAACUUUCAAAAGAGUCCCCACUGACGGAAGAGAUUAUGGUCUUAUCAAGAGGUCAGCGCCAAGUAAUACACCAGCUCGACAACCUCACCAACCUGCUUCAUGAGCAUUUGGUCGUGACCCGCCAAGGAAAUGCCACAGGCAGAAACCGGAUCCAGGAAGGAAUCGACAUGGCCAUCUGCCCGCUUAUAAUCCUGACAAUCGGCACCGUUGGGUAUUUUGUGUUCAAGAAUCUUAACCGGAGCUGACCAGAGUGAAUCGUGUGAAGGCUGCAGUUUUGAAGCUCACCACCAAGUUCAGUCAAGAACUAUAGGAGGCCCAGCAGUCUCGAUUUUGAUCGCCAGUACCUGGAGCCCAGACUCCAAAACUGUUACAUUUCCUGGAAGAUAUAGAAUGUCCUCAAACCAGACACCAAGGGGUGCAUUUCUCAUAUAUUUCAAGAUAGGCAACAACUCAUAUACCAGCGCACGCAACAGAGUUUAGUCUCGAAAUCGAGUGGGGAUACUUCGGAAAGCUUGAAAAAAUGAUGUACUGGAAGCAUACAUUGCCUGUAAUCGAUACUGGAAGGUCCAGCAUCAAUAAAUUUUGGGGGUUAACGGUAACAA